Molecule: messenger RNA, 1322 nt
Organism: Cyprinodon tularosa
Lineage: Eukaryota; Metazoa; Chordata; Actinopteri; Cyprinodontiformes; Cyprinodontidae
Gene: mapda
Product: adenosine deaminase-like
Exons: 9
Coding region: 110-1249 (379 amino acids)
Biological process (GO): inosine biosynthetic process; adenosine catabolic process
Molecular function (GO): adenosine deaminase activity
Source: RefSeq, a predicted model, not a curated record
CUGAGUGCAUCGGUGAAAGAUGCACUGAAAAUAUCGACUGGUGGGGAAAAAAAACGGUUUACGUCUCGUUCUGGUUCUCUGAGAAUCCCGGACUGUUUUUUACUAUAAGAUGGAAGAUGAUGUGUUUUAUAAGGAGUUACCGAAGGUGGAGCUCCAUGCUCACCUGAACGGAUCAGUGAGCGUCCAGAGCAUAGAGAAGCUGAUCCAGAGGAAACCAGAGCUCAACAUUCAGCAGAGCAUGACGGCCAUCGGCAAAGGUCAGCGGAGGACACUGGAUGAAUGUUUUGAGGUCUUUAAAGUAAUCCACAAACUGGUGGACUCACAGGAGGACAUCUUGAUGGUGGCGACAGAUGUUAUCAACGAGUUUGCAGCUGAUAAUGUCAAAUAUCUUGAGCUCAGAAGCACUCCGAGGGCAGAGAAAGACACAGGAUUAACGAAAAAGAAUUACGUGGAAGCCGUCAUUAAGGCCAUUCAGCAGUGUAAAGAGGAGGGAGUGGACAUAGACGUCAGGUUUUUGGUGGCCAUCGACCGGAGAAAUGGGACUGAAGUCGCCAUGGAGACGGUGAAGCUGGCCGAGGAGUUCAUGCUGUCGUCUGGAGGCUUGGUGGUGGGAAUCGACCUCAGCGGAGAUCCGACGGUGGGCCGAGGCAGGGAUCUUCUUCCAGCUUUGGAAAAAGCCAGAAACUCUGGACUGAAGUUGUCUUUGCACAUGUCGGAAGUUCCCUCCCAGCGGGAAGAAUCUGAGUUGCUGCUGAAUCUUCCCCCCGACCGGAUCGGCCACGGAACAUUCCUGCAUCCUGAAAUGGGCGGUUCUCAGUCGCUGGUGGACCGAGUGGUGGAUCGUAACAUCCCUCUGGGUAAACCACCAAGAUCCAGAGUACAGAGAGCAGCUUUCGGCUCAUUAAUCCGAUCUCCUUCUUUGCUUGUAGAGAUUUGCUUGACAUCAAACGUGAAAGGACAAACCGUGUCCAGUUACUCCCAACACCACUUCAAAUACUGGUACCAGCUGGGACAUCCCUGUGCUGUUUGUACGGACGAUAAGGGCGUAUUUUGUACGGAGUUGUCUCAGGAAUACCAGCUGGCUGCGUCCACCUUCGGCCUGAGUCGCGGCGCCGUGUGGACGCUGUCGGAGCGAGCUGUAGAUUGCAUCUUUGCAGGAGAAGAUGUGAAGCAGCAGCUCAAACAGAAGUGGACUGAAAUACGACCCGGUCUGCUGAAGUUACCAGAGUCUAAGGAGAAUCUAUUAUAGAUCUGGGUUUAUUUUUCUUUUAAUAAAGUCCAAAAAUAAAACGGUUAAAUAUAAAAGAUGUUUAAUACAUUGA